GUUGUAUACUGCCGAGAGAACCACAUUGCUUCUGUACCAUUUGACUACCACCGCAUUUGCAGGAACUGUGUCUGUGUUUUGUGUCCACUUUUGGUUUGUGUUAAUAUCAGAAUAUGAUCUUUUGUAUCUGUGUCAUUCUCUCCUCUUCUUCCUUGCCCAGUUUGGCCUUCUCAUGACUCUCCCUUAUUUGGAUUCUCUUUUGUGUAAGUUUUAAAGAGUCAGUUUAAAGAUUCUUGAUCUGUGGUGUGUUUCAGUUUUCGUUUUUUUUGUUUUUAAGUUAUGGAAUCUUAUUGCAAUCUUGAAGUGGAUGUAAAUGGAGAAGAGACCUUCAUAGUGGACAAGGCUGUUAUUGCUCAGUACUCGGGCAAAUUUGCUAAGUUAUUUGGAAAAUCCAGUGGUGGCACCAGAAACCUUAAAGUAAUAUUCCAUGAUUUUCCAGGAGGUGCAGAAGGUUUUGAGCUUAUAUUAAGAUUCUGUUAUAACAGUGGAAAAGCUUAUAUAAGUCCCUCCAAUUUGUUACUCGCACGUUGUGCUGCUGAAUACAUGGAAAUGAAGGAAUCUGUGGUUGAUGUUUCUAACUUAUUUGAGCAAACAGAAAAAUCACUCCAAGAGAUCAGCUAUUGGACUUGGUCAGAUCUUUUGAUUGUUUUGAAGCAAUGCCAGAAUUUAUCAUUAGUUGCAGAUUCUUCAGUGAUGCUUGAGAGAUGUUUGGAUUCUGUAGUGGGAAGAGUGGUUUUGGCCAGUGAAGCAAGUCCAUGUCCAUCAACUUGUUCCACUGACAGUUCUGGUAUUCGGUUUUCAUGUGACUCUAAAAGCACUGAGAGUAUGAAGACAAAUUUCUCUCGUUCAACAUGGUGGUUUGAAGAUCUCCUAUUUUUGAACCCCUUGUUUGUUGAAAUGUUGGUAAAGUCAAUGCUUUCACGUAAGUUGGACCAUGUUGUUAUAAGCAGGUUUCUUCUCUAUUAUCAAAAGGCAAAAUUUUCCACUGCUGCUACAUAUGAGAAGAGCAAGAUCAUUGAAAUGGUUAUAGAUAUGCAUUAUAAUAUGGAUCACAGCACUGUUUCUUGCAAGACUUUAUUUGGGAUUCUUCGGGUUACUGUGUGUUUGAACAUAAGCAAAUGUAGCAGGAAUAAGUUGGAGAAUAUGAUUGGUUCCCAAUUGGAUCAAGCAACCUUGGACAAUUUGCUUGUUCCAUCUCCAUAUGGAAUAAGCUAUUUAUAUGACGUGAGCCUUGUUCUGAGAUUUUUGAAAGCAUUCCUGCGUGGAGGAACUGGUCUAGUCACUCCCAUUCGGAUGAGGAAAGUUGCUAGCUUAAUAGAUUUGUAUAUAGCAGAAAUAGCCCCUGAUCCUUGUUUAAAAACUUCAAAGUUCUUGGCUCUUGCCACAGCAUUUCCAGAUUCCGCAAGAGAUUCUUAUGAUGAGCUCUACCAUGCAGUGGACAUGUAUCUAGAGGUACAUGCUCAAUUGUCACAAGAAGAAAGGGUGAAGAUAUGCUGUGGUUUAAAUUAUGAUAAGCUUUCACCUCAAGCUUGCCUACACCUUUCUCAGAAUUCAAAAUUUCCUUCAAAAUCUGCGGUUCAUGCUCUCAUCUCUCAGCAAUCUAAGCUCAAAGAUUUACUCCAUGAUACUCCCAAUUGUGGUUUAAGUGGUGUUGCUCAAAGGGGAAAGAAAGACAAAACCAGUGAACAGGAUGUGUUGUAUGCUAGCAAUUUUGAUCUUUCAGCUGAUAAUGAGAAACUCAGAGCACAUUUGCAAGGAAUGCAGUGUAGGGUUAUGGAAUUAGAGAAAUUCUGUAGGAAAAUGCAAACCCAGAUGACAAAGAUCACAAAAUCAAAAGCAUCAGGCCAUAGUUACACAAGAUCUUUGCCCAAGCUUUGCUCAUGACCAUUUUUUAUUUUUUAUUUUGGAUUUUAUUUAUUUUCCAAUUUGUAAUUUUCAUAUAUGUACAGCACAGGAAGGAGUUUUGUGUGUGUUGUUGUAGUUUUUCCACUAUUCUGCUUAA
This is a messenger RNA of Gastrolobium bilobum, 2002 nucleotides long. Its product is annotated as BTB/POZ domain-containing protein At3g22104. The transcript is spliced from 3 exons. Lineage: Eukaryota; Viridiplantae; Streptophyta; Magnoliopsida; Fabales; Fabaceae. The record is from RefSeq and is a predicted model, not a curated record. Bases 280 to 1884 code for a protein of 534 amino acids. Gene Ontology annotation, molecular function: protein binding.